Molecule: messenger RNA, 8124 nt
Organism: Alligator mississippiensis (American alligator)
Lineage: Eukaryota; Metazoa; Chordata; Crocodylia; Alligatoridae
Gene: PAPLN
Product: papilin, proteoglycan like sulfated glycoprotein
Exons: 28
Coding region: 258-4364 (1368 amino acids)
Biological process (GO): extracellular matrix organization
Cellular component (GO): extracellular matrix
Molecular function (GO): serine-type endopeptidase inhibitor activity; metalloendopeptidase activity
Source: RefSeq, a predicted model, not a curated record
UUUUACAAAGAAGAGUUUGCAGGAUCAGGCCUCUUGCUGGCAUUUUUUUUGUGUUUUCUCCUGUUUCUGAGAAAGUUAACAUGUUGGCUGGAAAGAUUUCUCUGCAAGGCACCUGAGAAGGCUGCUUCAGAAACAUCCUCAUGCUUAAAAAAAAACCCCAGACAGUGGUGUGGCAGGUGAAUUUAUGCUAAGCUAAAAGGCACAGGAAUUGCUAAGUGCCAUGAUAUUUCCUUGGAGAAGACCAGGACAAGGUGAUAAUGAAGAAUGUGCUUCUCCUACUCACGCUAGUGAUGAUGUCACCUUCUGCCUCUUCUACCCGCAAGGUGAAGCGGCAGAAUGAUGUCUGGGGGAGCUGGGGAGAAUGGCAUGAAUGCAGUCGGACUUGUGGUGGGGGCAUUAGCUUUCGGCAGCGACUCUGCCAUUCACAAAGGACAGAUGGUGGGUCCAGUUGUGUUGGACCAUCAGCAAGCUAUCGCUCAUGCAACAUUCAGAGCUGCCCUGAGGACUCCCGGGAUUUCCGAGCAGAGCAGUGUGCUGAGUUUGAUGGGGUGGAAUUCCAAGGAAAGAGAUACAAAUGGCUUCCUUAUUAUGGAGCCCCCAGUAAAUGCGAGUUAAACUGCAUUCCCAAGGGAGAGAACUUCUACUACCGGCACAAGGCAGCAGUGGUUGACGGGACGCCCUGUGAACCAGGCAAACAAGAUGUCUGUGUCCAGGGAGUCUGCCAAGCAGUUGGCUGUGAUAACAUGCUGGAUUCUGCCAAGAAGGAGGACAAGUGCCUGCAGUGUGGAGGGGAUGGCAGGGCCUGCUAUGAAGUGAAGGGCACUUUUGAUGUGCCUAACCUCCCCAAAGGUUACAAUCAAAUCUUCAUCAUCCCUGUGGGAGCCACGAGUAUCCGCAUUAAGGAAGUUGAACCUACCAGGAACUUUCUGGCCAUCAAGAAUGCACAGGGCAAAUACUAUCUGAAUGGGCACUGGACGAUUGACUUCAGCCGAGCACUGCACAUUGCCAGCACAGUUGUGCAUUACGAUCGAGGCUCUGAGGGAGACCUGGCCCCUGAGCUCCUCUAUGCCAGGGGCCCCACCACUGAACCCUUAGUCAUUGAGCUAAUCAGUCAGGAGACAAACCAAGGAGUGCAGUAUGAGUACUACCUGCCCUGGUAUGGACAAAACACAGGUUACAGCUGGAGCUAUGGCUCUUGGAGUGAAUGCAGCUCUGUGUGUGGAGGAGGUUUCCAGUCACGCUUGGUGUUUUGUACCAUAGACAAUGAAGUUUAUCCAGACUACAUGUGCAGGGAUAAACCAAAGCCAGUCAAUAACCGGACGUGUGGUCAUCAGAACUGUCCACAGACAAAGCGGAUUUCUUACAUCUAUCUGCCGGGAGUGUGGAAAAACAUUUGGAGCUCUUGGAAGAAAAGCUGGAAAACUGGGGAGUGGGGACCCUGCUCAGCCACCUGUGGAGGAGGCCUGCAGACCCGUUCAAUUUACUGCACAUCGCAUGAUGAACGAAGCUUUGAGGAAGUGGUGGAUGAUGGGGAGUGUGCAGCUUUAACACAGCGCCCCCGGGCCAUACAGUCCUGCAGUGUGCGGCAGUGUGCAACAUGGAGCACAGGGCCCUGGUCUGAGUGCUCCAUGACCUGUGGUGAAGGCAUUCAAACCCGGAGUGUUGUCUGCAGAUCAGAGCAGGGUGCUCAGACUUUAGACGUUGCUUGCCUGCAAGAGUCUAAGCCAGUGGAUACCCAGCCCUGCCUCAGGGAGAGAUGCCUCCAGGAAAUUGGUUGGCAUGUUGGAGACUGGGGCCUGUGUUCAAAAAGCUGUGGCUCAGGCUUCCGAACACGCCAGGUCAUCUGUGCUGAUGGGGAGUCCAGACUCUACAGCCCCGAGGCAUGCCAGGCCAUUCAGCCACAGGUACCAGCCAGGCUGGAAAACUGCAACACUCAGCCCUGCCACCUGCCACAACAGGUCCCCAGUAUGCAGAACACUGUGGGCUAUGACAUCAGCCGACAGUUCUUGUUGAUACGCUACCACCCAGACAGCACUGCCACAGUUCAUAGAGAUGAAAGAACAAACCAAGGAAGUUUGACACGACACCAGACCAAUGAGGACCGUGGCUCUAACUUCUUGCCUCUUCACGUGGAAUCCCGCUCCAUCCCCUCAGGAUCCCAGCAGUUCAGCUCUUUUCAGGAUAUUUCCCCUGGGAAUGGUCCUCAGGUCUGUAACCAGGGCCCUCAUGGCUGCUGCCCAGAUGGCCGUACUCCAGCUUCUGGCCCCUUUGGGCAAGGCUGCUCCACAAGCAUGUGCCAUCAGAGCAGGUAUGGAUGCUGCCCUGAUGGAAUAUCCACUGCCCAGGGCCCAAGCAACAUGGGAUGUCCAGAGUAUUACAGUGAUGCUUACGCGAGCAGAGAUGGGCUAACUACAGCCUCCCCAGCAACAAGCCAGGCUUUGUCCCAGCAGCACCAGUCGGAUGAAUGCCGAGGUUCUAUGUAUGGCUGCUGCUAUGACAAGGUUGCUUCAGCUUCAGGACCUGAAGGCGAAGGGUGCCUCCAUAGACCCUGGCAACCCUACCCAGUCAGGUGUCUGCUGCCCAGCGCCCAUGGCCCCUGUGUAGACUGGACCGUUCGCUGGUACUUCAUAACUGUUGUCGGCAAGUGCAACCGGUUCUGGUAUGGUGGCUGCCAUGGCAACCAGAACAACUUUGUCUCGGAGGAGGAGUGCAUGACAGCAUGCCGCAGGUCUGUGGGAGCAACCAGUGGGGGGCACCGCCAGCACUCGGAGACUUUGCAUGUUCACUCUGGGUCCCACCUGCAAAAGGUUAGUGCCCAGGGACAGCAGCAGCCACUUGCAAGAGGAACCAUGCACCAAGGCCAAGGAGGAGAGCAAAGGUCCUCCCAUUUUGCUUUAGUCAGGCCUGCGAGCCAUGCUGCCCGGCAGGACACAGAGCUGCACCACAGGGAGGGAAGCUGGAGGAGGGUCAUGAAUUUUGAUAUGCUGCUGGCAUCUCCUCAGAGGCUUGGCACAGUGGAGAGCCAGCGUGGGGGUCCCCACCAUGCCGCAGUGAGUGGGGAAAGGAAAACGGAUGGGUUACACAGCUUGGGUGAGACCGUGGUGCCUGGGCACUCUGAGAGACAGGUGGUGCAACAUGUGGGCGAGCGAUGGCAGAGCUCUUCUGAAGGAGAUGCGUCAGCAGUGGAUGGAUUCAGGCGCCGAGCCUUAGCAGGGUCCUCCUCUCUGCAAACCCUGAACAGAGUCAUCGUGGAGGGAGUUGAGUCUUCCCUGGUGGAGGCAGCUGUGGGACAAAAUAUUCGGCUUCUUUGCAAGACAGGCACUUCUCACUUCUCCAGAGCUGAGUGGCAGAAGGAUGGAUGGCCAGUAUCAUCCACAAGGCACACCUACCAGUCUGACAGUUCCUUGGUGGUCAGCCAGGUCAGGCCUGAGGAUGCUGGGACUUACACGUGCAUCAUUUCUGAUGGGCGGAUGGAGAGACGAGAGAUUCGGCUAAGGAUCAAAGAGGGCCAUGGAUCUGCUCUGGCAGAGAGCAGGAGAGGUCAGCAUCCUUCUGAGGAGACUCAUCCACACAGAGACCUCUCCAGGGAAGUUAAAACUGUGCAUGUACCCAGUUCCUCAGUUUAUCAACAGCCCACGUAUAGAUUAAUAAUGGCUAAGGAGGAACCCUCAGCGGUAGAUGCCAACAUUGGGGAGAGAGUCAGAUUGCCCUGCCAAGUAGAAGCCUCCCCUGCUUUAACCAUCCAGUGGCAGAAAGAUGGGCAGCCUCUUUCCUCUCCCAGGCACAGACAGCAGGCAGAUGGUGCCCUGGUGAUCAGUCGGGUCAGUGCCACAGAUGCCGGCUUCUUCACCUGCACUGCUUCGAAUGGGCGUGACCAGGACCAGCACCGGGUCCAGCUGCGUCCCAUAGGAGAGCUGAGGAUCACCGGCCUUCUACCAAGCAUCACCGUGACUGAAGGGGAGGACACCCAGCUCCGCUGCACUGUGACAGGCAACAAGGUGACAGUGAGGUGGUCGAGGAAUGGGGUGCCAGUGCGAGCAGAUGGCCACCAUGUCUACCUAUCCCAGGACGGAUCCCUCAUUAUCAACAAUGCCCAGGCAGGAGAUGAGGGCUCCUACACCUGCAGCGCCUACCGUGGAAGCAACUCGGUUAGUGCUAGCACGGAAGUAAAAGUGGUCAGGAGCAGCCCUGAAGGCACUGUGAAUCAUGUUGUAGACCUAAGCAGAGAGUGUGUUGACCAGCCACACCUUGCCAACUGUGAUCUGAUCCUACAGGCCCAGCUCUGCAGUAAUGAGUAUUACUCCAGCUUCUGCUGUGCCAGCUGUUCUCAGUACCAAGGCAGCCUGCCUCAGCACCAGGGGUGAGACACCCUUACCAGCCAACUCCAAAGCAGCCUGAGACUCCAAGUGGUGGUUAGCUGGACAGAAACAGGGAUGGAAGAGAUAAUUUACCCUUUUACUCCCCAUACCCCGCAGCAUUCAUUACUCAAGUAGGCUGUUUUGCUGACUUCAUGAACAUUAUUGGGUGUAAUUGUACAAAAGGCAGCAGAACGCACACCAUUCCAAUUAUGCUGCAAACUGCUUGUUUUCCCAUGUGCUUUACUAUGUAGUACACCUGUCUGUCUCAUCUGAGAACAGCUGCUGACUAUCCUAAGUGAAAGAAACCUGAAGACCACAUGAACCCUGUUACUUCAGAGAAGCCUAAGAGGCAACAUGAAAGAGAGAGAGAAAUCCUAAGUAAGAGAAACCUCUCCUAAAACCACAGCCUGCAAGCCCUUUGAAGGAAGUCCAGAAUCAUCUGGCUAUAUCACCAGAUAGCAAGGCAUACAUACAGGCCUAUGGAGUAUUUCCCAUCUGAAAGCCAGACUGCACUUUGCACAAGGAAAAAGAGCAUCUUGCCUGUAAACUUGGGUGUACUCAUCCCAUGAACUUCUGAAUGCUUCCUUAGGGCUGGGAUAAUAGUGUCCUGCAGCUUUUUUAAUCACAUUAUGCUUCUUAAACAGACAAAACUGUACUCAGGAUCAUUCUGGAUGCCACCAAAAUAUGGCCAACUUUAGACUGAAAUACAGCUACUGCUUUAACAGCACAGACCAACCCUGAGAGCAACCCCAGAGUGUGGGACAGAAAGUGAAGAAUAUGGUCUCUGCCUCUCACUGUCAGAGAGCUUCAGGUGGAUAAAAUUGAAGCUGUUGUCCUGAACUCUGAGCAGGUCCCAAGGUCUUAAAUGCUCCCAUGCUUCUGAAAAGGCCCAUCUGCUUUUUAAAGAUUGAGAUACAAGAGCAGGGUUUCAAUCACAGAUGACAGCAGCAGCAGCACAGUGCUGGCACUAGGCUUGGAGAAAAGACUAUAUACUGAGUCCCCAGCAACUUGGCACUCUCCCAGUCAACAGCUGACCUGCUUUACCAUCUAUUAACUUUUAGGAAAAACUCUCUCCACGUGGCCUGAGCAGGAGAGUCAGUCUGUCAGCAUAGUAUAAAAAGGCAAAGAAUGUGGAAGUGGAGCUAGAGUAAAUACAUCUGAGCAGCAUUUGUCAUUCUGUGACAUUUCUUGUAUACCCUGGGUUCUGGAUGAGAUACCAUCAUGGGUGUUAAUAUGGGGAUGAUGGAAUACAGGGACCUGAGCAGAGAGGUCCAUGGAUGACUCAACAUUCCCAAACUGAACAGCAGCCUCCUAAGCUACCAUGUGAGAGAUGGCUUCACAGCAUAUACUGCACUCUAUGUAGAGCACUUUCUCCUUGAAGAUAUAACCUCUAGUGCAGCAAUUUUCAACACAACUGUUAUUUUGACUUGGAGGCGUGGUAUAGAGGUAGGGAUCCUGCAUUGCUGGGCUAUGAUGCGCUGCUUUUUUCUUCUUCUUCUCUCUUCUCUUCACUCUCCAAUGCUCUAGGCUGCCAUAGUAUUUGGGCUGCUAAAGCCUAGGCUUGCUAGCAUAAAACUAGGUUUUGGUCUGCUGGUUACUAAUAUCAGUUGAAGCAAAUCCUGUGUGAAUAAUGAGUCCUGGGCACAGACUGCAGCCUAAACUAGCAUUACUAACCUAAUAAUUCAGGCUUUGUUACAGAUGGCUGGGGCAGAGAAGGCUUUUUGUUUCAUUGUCAUUCAGAAAGGAAAAUAUGACCAAAGCAACUGAUUUUCACAAGGGAACUAGGAGCACAGGCCAAGAAUAAAAAACUGGUUUAAAGAAGGGUGCAUUUGUCCUUGCAGCAUUUUUAUUUUUAGCUAAACCUCAGACCACCUUAAGGAGGCUGGAUUGGUAAGGGAAGAGCAAAAGUGUAAAGUGGGAAUGGCCAAAGUAUCAGACAUGGGCCACAAAGUGGGGAGCAGUCAGAUGAAACUGGGGCUGGCUCAAAUAGAAGCUACUCAGGACUGGCCUGCUCCCCAGACAAAAAAAGCAAGCCCAAGCUUUCAUUGGGAUGGUAGGGUUUUACUACCAAUUUGUACUCCACUUCAGUACCCUAAGCAGCACCCAUCACAGAGCUGUAUAAGAAGGGUAAGCCAGAUAUGGUGAUCUGGACAGCAGAAUGCCAGACUAUAUAGAAAAGAGUUUGGCCCUGCUAACUUGCAGACUGCUGGUGGCACUUACCUAGCGAUGCACAGCCUGCAGGUUCCCCACCAGAAGUAGUUCUUCAGUUUAUCCCUGUCAGCCUCUUCCCUUCCAGAAAUGAUUGCAAUGUGUGUGGGGUUUUUUAAAAACAAACAUAUGCAUUACAUUGCAAAAAAGUGCAUCCAUAUAGCUGUAUAUUAGUACUACCGUGCUGGAAAUUUGCUAGCAUAAUACACUGAGGGUUUUUUCUUUUCAACUGGAACACAUUUGCCAUAAUUCUGCUGGGGACACAUGAUAUUGUGGCUGUGGUUAGCACUGACUGCUCUCAUGGCCCCUGAGUCAGUGAGGGUAGUAUAUCAUUGCCACAGCAUACUUACAACUACCUGUAGCAAGUUCUGAUGCUGUAGUGAUUAUAUGUGAGAACUCAUAAGAUGACAGGAGGGGUCCUAGAGAAUGAGCAGAAAAAGAAAGAUGUAAGGAAUUACAGCCAGCCUUACUGCUGCUCAGUGGAGCAAAAUUAUUAGAUGAUAAAUUUAUAAAACUCCAGCGGAGAAAACAACAAUACAGACUAUUUGGGUUUGUUUUGGACCAGUUAUGUGAAAUCAGUUUCCUUUCCUUUUAUAAAAAAAAAAAAAAAAAAAAAAAGAGACCAGCUUAGUUUAAGGGUACUCAUUUGGCCCAUGGGGCUCCCCACAGGUCAGGAAAUUUAGCAGCAGGGGUGCAGUGACCAUUAUUAGCCCUCCACCACCACAGAGUGAGAUGAGGGCUGGGCUAGGCCCCCUUUCUCCUGCACAGCUGAAUCAAGGUCAGGCCAUACCUCCUUCCCUCCACACAGCUGGAUUAGGGUUGGGCCAUGUCCUCUCCCCCUCACUCCUCCCCCAGCUGGACUGGGGAGGGCUGGUCCCUGUACCCAUCUGCACAGCUGGAUGGGGCUCCACCAGGCUGGCCUGGGCACCAGAUUAGGACCACCAGCUGGAUCUUGCCCAUGGAUGGCCUGGGCACUGCCCAUCCCAUUCACCUGGCAAAAAGGUUGAGCCCCACUGGCUUAGUUGAUAUGGAAGAGACAUUGGGUGGGAUCUGACUCAACUAGUAAGACUACCCUACAUUGCAGUCUCAGCAAAUUAAGCAAUGGGAAGGAUGGAAGUAAUAAGGUGAGAGCAGAGAUCAAAACAAGAAAAACCCAAUUCUCAGAGCAUUUAUCAGUGGGGUUCACUGUCAAGCCUAGGAGCGCUCAGAAAGGAAAUUAUGAUCUUUCGCAUACCUACAGGUUACACUGAGCAGUGUCCCCAUAAAAAUGUUGCUGCAUAGUAUUAAAAGAAAAAGCUUUCAAUCAAUUUGUGCAUCACAGGAAUUAGGAAGGUAAGUUCCACUCUGCUUUUGUGCAAAGGGACUCUGGCAUGCUGAUGGAUUGGACUUAGCUGCAUGACAUUUUUAGUGUAGUCAUUUUUCUGGGAGAGGAAAAGCAACUGGCCUGUUAAGUUUCAAAUGAAUCCCUAAAUAAGCCUGUUGUAUUUAGGAGGGACAUGCUUCACUGGUUAAAGGAACAACCAACACUGUAAAAUUGAAUAAAGAGCUCUUUCCUCUA